This is a messenger RNA of Suricata suricatta (meerkat), 366 nucleotides long. RefSeq names its product dehydrogenase/reductase SDR family member 9-like. The annotation marks the transcript as partial. The transcript is spliced from 2 exons. The record is from RefSeq and is a predicted model, not a curated record. NCBI's taxonomy places the organism in Eukaryota, Metazoa, Chordata, Mammalia, Carnivora, Herpestidae.
CUUCGGGAACCUGCUGGCCAGGCAGCUGGACCUGCGAGGCUUGAGGGUGCUGGCCGCGUGUCUGACGGAGAAGGGGGCCGCGCAGCUGAGAGACCAGACGUCAGACAGGCUGGAGACGGUGAUCCUGGACGUCACCAAGACGGAGAGCAUCUCUGCGGCCACCCAGUGGGUGAAGGAGCGUGUGGGGGACAGAGGAGGGAGCUCUCCUACUUUGGGGUGAAGGUGGCUAUGAUGGAGCCUGGUUUCUUCAACACUGAAAUAACUGACCCUGCAAAGAUUUCUAGGGCCAUCCAGGAAAAAUGGGAUCAGGCCAGCCCAGAGGUCAAGGAGAUCUAUGGGGAGAAGAUCCUGGCAUCCAGUGAGUGA